AUGAGCGGAUUUAACAAUUUUACAAGUACAACAUUUUUUGUAGUUUUAUUAGUUAGCUGUAGUUUUGUGUUGAGAUGUUCUUCACAAUCCAAUGAGUACACUGUGUUUGACACGAGCGGUAAUCUAGCGGUAGGACUCAAAGUUGAAGCAAUCAAUGGUCAAUACAGCGAUACCUAUCUGGUCAAUGGCAGAGCAGCUUUAUCCGUUACUGGACAUAACGAUUUUAAUGUCUUUUCUAUUAUUUCCUAUCCAAAUGGAUUUGAUUUGAAAAGAUGGAAAUAUUUAGAGUUUUAUCUCUAUAUAGAGAAUUCUUUGAACGUACAAAAUACUUCGAUUAGAAUGUUCUUUGACAGUUCUUUGGGAAAUCUACCGGCCGAUUCGAAAAUGGUUACCAUCACAGAUAAUAGCAACUACCUCGUUGGUAACAUCACUCAAGACUAUCAAUUGGUUAGGGUGUUAAUGUCAGACCUGAACUUUGGUGGUGUCGACUCAGUCACUCGUAUCUGUUUCAAUAGCAGACCAACAGAGUGGUGGUACAACAUUGCCAAUGCAACACUUCUUUCCUCUCCAUCUUCAACACUAGGUCCCUCUGGACAUGAUCCAUCCAAUCCAAACAAACCUUCGGUGAACAACGCCACCUACACAUCACUUUCAUGUCUAUAUAUCAUAUCAACUCUAAUUUUAUCUAUCAUUCUUAUAUAA
Messenger RNA from Heterostelium album PN500, 702 nucleotides. RefSeq lists its product as uncharacterized. The transcript is spliced from 2 exons. Lineage: Eukaryota; Evosea; Eumycetozoa; Acytosteliales; Acytosteliaceae. The coding region runs from base 1 to 702 and encodes 233 amino acids. The record is from RefSeq and is a predicted model, not a curated record.